CGUCCCGCCCCUCCUUCCUGGAGCCUCCUCUGAGGCUGAGGCGGCCCGGCGGCCGGGAGGGGGGCGGCUAGUGGCCGGAGCGACACGCGCCCGCCGCGACCCUAUGCAGUGACUCGUGCGGCGCAGGCGCCUCCUGCCCCGCCGGCGGGGCCCGGGCUUCCCGCGGCGGGAUGUUCUCCCGAAGGAGCCACGGGGAUGUGAAAAAGUCCACGCAGAAGGUGCUGGACCCCAAGAAGGACGUGCUGACCCGCCUGAAGCACCUGCGGGCGCUACUGGAUAAUGUGGAUGCAAGCGAUCUUAAGCAGUUUUUUGAGACCAACUACUCUCAGAUAUAUUUCAUCUUCUAUGAAAAUUUUAUAACACUGGAAAAUAGUUUGAAGUUAAAAGGGAAUAAUAAGUCACAAAGGGAGGAGCUGGACUCCAUCCUCUUUCUUUUUGAAAAAAUACUGCAGUUUCUACCUGAACGAAUUUUCUUUCGAUGGCAUUACCAGAGUAUAGGCUCAACUUUAAAGAAGCUUCUACACACUGGAAACUCUAUUAAGAUAAGAUGUGAAGGAAUCAGACUGUUUCUUUUGUGGCUUCAAGCACUUCAGACAAACUGUGCAGAAGAGCAGGUGCUGAUUUUCGCUUGCCUGGUGCCUGGUUUCCCAGCGGUCCUGUCAUCCAGGGGCCCCUGCACACUGGAGACACUCAUCAACCCUAGCCCUAGUGUAGUUGAUGCAAAAAUAUACCCAGAAGAAAUCACCCCACUUCUGCCAGCCGUAUCAGGGGAGAAGAUUGCUGAGGACCAAACCUGCUUUUUUCUUCAAAUACUGUUGAAAUAUAUGGUUAUUCAGGCUGCAAGUUUGGAAUGGAAGAAUAAGGAGAAUCAAGAUACUGGUUUUAAAUUUCUUUUUACAUUGUUUCGAAAGUAUUAUCUUCCUCAUUUGUUUCCAUCAUUUACUAAGUUAACCAAUGUCUACAAACCUGUACUUGAAAUUCCCCAUUUGAGACCAAAGCCAAUAUAUGUUACUGUAACUCGAGAUAAUGAAACAACUUACAGUACAAAAAUUCCAUACAUGGCAGCGCGUGUUGUUUUCAUUAAAUGGAUUGUAACUUUCUUUUUGGAAAAAAAAUAUCUAACUGCAACACAAAACACUAAAAAUGGAGGUGAUGUAUUGCCUAAAAUCAUCCAGACUGGUGGUGGUGGUGCAGCCCAAGAAAAGGUGCCCGAGCUGGAUGGUGCUGGGUCCACAGAGCAGGACAAAAGCCAUUCUAACAGCAGCACCUUGUCUGACCGAAGACUCAGCAACUCCAGUCUUUGUAGCAUUGAAGAAGAGCAUCGAACAGUGUAUGAAAUGGUGCAGCGGAUCCUCCUGUCAACACGGGGUUAUGUGAAUUUUGUGAAUGAAGUAUUUCGACAGGCAUUUUUGUUGCCUUCCUGUGAGAUAUCUGUAACAAGAAAAGUAGUGCAAGUAUACAGGAAGUGGAUUCUCCAGAACAAACCGGUGUUCAUGGAGGAACCAGAUAAAAAGGAUGUUGCCCAGGAAGAUGCUGACAAAUUAGGACUCUCAGAGACUGACUCCAAGGAGGCCUCAUCUGAAAGUUCUGGCCACAAACGGUCAUCCAGCUGGGGACGUACCUAUUCGUUCACAAGUGCCAUGAGCAGAGGCUGUGUGACAGAGGAGGACAACACAAAUGUGAAAGCUGGGGCCCAGGCUAUGCUGCAGGUCUUUCUUACAAAUGCUGCGAAUGUCUUUUUGCUGGAGCCAUGUGCUGAGGUCCCCAUGCUCCUGAGAGAACAAGUGGAUGCUUGCAAGGCUGUGCUGAUUAUUUUUCGGCGUAUGAUAAUGGAACUCACAAUGAAUCAAAAGACAUGGGAGCAGAUGUUGCAAAUCCUUCUCAGGAUAACAGAAGCUGUCAUGCAGAAGCCAAAGGAUAAGCAUGUAAAGGACUUGUUUGCCCAGAGUUUGGCAGGGUUGCUUUUCAGGACACUUAUCGUGGCUUGGAUCCGAGCAAACCUCUGCGUGUACAUUUCUCGGGAGCUUUGGGAUGACUUUCUAGGUGUGCUGUCGUCCCUCACAGAGUGGGAGGAGCUCAUCACCGAGUGGUCCAACAUCAUGGACUCUUUGACAGCGGUGCUCGCAAGGACUGUGUACGGAGUUGAGAUGACAAACCUACCUCUAGAUAAAUUAAGUGAACAGAAGGAGAAGAAGCAGCGUGGCAAAGGUUGUGUUCUAGAUUCCCAAAAAGGGGCCGCUGUGGGUAGAUCCUUUUCUCUCAGCUGGCGUAGCCAUCCUGAUAUGACAGAGCCAAUGAGAUUCAGAAGUGCUACCACAUCUGGAGCACCAGGAGUUGAGAAGGCCAGAAAUAUUGUUCGCCAAAAAGCAACUGAAGUGGAGGAAUUCCAGCAGGCAGAGAGUACACCCACAGCCGACUCUGAUUAUCUUGUGGUGGGACAGCAGCAGGUCCCCCGGAGCAGCAGCACCUCUGACAUCACUGAGCCUUUGUGCUCAGAUUCUUCUCAAGGUCAAAAGGUAGAAAAUUCACAGAAUUUGAGCUCUUCAGAACCCAAGUCUCUUCAAGAGAGUAAGGAACAUGUGAAACGAGAACAUGAAGGAAUAACAAUCUUGGUUCGAAGGAGCAGCAGUCCUGCUGAGCUGGAUCUGAAGGAUGAUUUACAGCAGACACAAGGAAGAUGCAGGGAGAGACAGAAGAGUGAAAGUACUGGUAGCGACACAGCUUUGGGCUCCAACAAUGAGACAGAGCUACCCAUGAGCCAAUGGCAGACUUGUGAUGAGGACCCAGAACUCAACACUCCCACAGAUGCUGUGCCAGACUCUGAUGCCCGCCACUGGUUACAACUGAGUCCUGCUGAUGCUUCAAACUUAACAGACAGCAGAGAAUGUCUUGCAGACGACUGUAGUAUAAUUGCUGGGGGGAACCUCACUGGUUGGCACCCAGAUUCAGCUGCUGUGUUAUGGCGAAGAGUCUUGGGAAUCCUUGGGGAUGUGAAUAGUAUCCAGUCACCGAAGAUCCAUGCCAGGGUUUUGGGCUAUCUCUAUGAUCUGUGGUACAAGCUGGCCAAGAUACGAGACAAUCUAGCGAUAAGCCUGGACAACCAGUCGUCUCCGUCUCCCCCACUCCUGAUCCCACCACUCAGAAUGUUUGCAUCGUGGCUAUUCAAGGCUACAACUCUGCCAAAUGAAUAUAAGGAAGGCAAACUGCAAGCCUACAAACUGAUCUGCGCCAUGAUGACCAGACGCCAGGAUGUUCUGCCAAACUCGGAUUUCCUGGUGCAUUUCUACCUUGUGAUGCACCUGGGAUUAACCAGCGAGGACCAGGAUGUCUUAAACACUAUCAUAAGAAACUGUUCACCCCGCUUUUUCUCCCUGGGUUUGCCUGGUUUCUCAAUGCUGGUCGGGGACUUUAUCACUGCUGCUGCCAGGGUCCUCAGUACAGACAUGUUGGCGGCACCCCGGGCAGAAGCUCUCACUCUCCUCGGCUCCCUCGUCUGCUUCCCAAAUACCUACCAGAAGAUCCCUCUGCUGCAGUCAGUGUCAGAAGGGAGUGAGGUCGGCACAGGAACGGAAGAUGUCAAGCAUUACCUCAUAAAUAUUUUACUGAAGAAUGCUACCGAGGAACCAAAUGAAUGUGCAAGAUGCAUUGCCAUUUGCUCCCUCGGGGUCUGGAUCUGUGAAGAGCUUACACAGUGUGCCAGCCAUCCUCAGGUGAAGGAUGCCAUCAAUGUGAUAGGUGUGACUUUGAAGUUUCCUAACAAGAUCGUGGCUCAGGUAGCCUGUGAUGUUCUUCAGCUGCUGGUUUCCUACUGGGAAAAGCUUCAGAUGUUUGAAACUGCUCUACCGCGAAAAAUGGCCGAAAUCCUCGUGGCCACAAUUGCGUUUCUUUUACCAAGUGCUGAGUACUCCUCAGUGGAAACAGAUAAAAAGUUUAUUGUGUCCUUGCUCCUCUGCCUCUUGGACUGGUGCAUGGCUCUGCCUGUGAAUGCCCUUCUCCACCCUGUAUCCACGGCGGUCCUGGAGGAGCUGCACCCACCCCGGGCUCCCUUACUGGAUUAUAUUUACAGGGUUCUGCACUGCUGUGUCUGUGGCUCAAGCACAUACACACAGCAAAGUCACUACACUCUGACCUUGGCUGACUUGUCAUCCACGGAUUAUGACCCCUUCCUGCCUCUGGCAAAUGUGAGAAACUCUGAGCCAGUCCAGUACCACUCAUCAGCCGACCUGGGGAACCUGCUCACUGUGGAAGAUGAGAAGAAGAGAAGAAGUGUGGAAUUGAUCCCCCUUACUGCACGAAUGGUGAUGGCCCACCUAGUGAACCACCUAGGCCACUAUCCACUGAGCGGGGGCCCUGCCAUGCUGCACAGCCUGGUCAGUGAGAACCAUGACAAUGCCCACGUGGAAGGUGCUGAGCUAUCCUCGGAGGUGUUCAGGAGCCCAAACCUGCAGCUCUUCGUAUUUAAUGAUAGCACCCUUAUCUCCUACCUUCAGACACCUGCAGAAGGACCAGAUGGAGGGACUUCAGGGGCUUCCCUUUCAGAUGUCAGAGUCAUUGUGAGGGAUAUCUCAGGCAAGUACUCUUGGGAUGGCAAGGUUUUAUAUGGACCUCUGGAAGGCUGCUUGGCACCCAGUGGAAGGAAUCCCUCAUUUCCAGUUUCUGGCUGGCAUCAACACACGUGCGGACCUCAGAAAGAUUUGUCUCACAGUGAGGAGGGAGAUGACGCGCUUGAUAAAUUACUUGAAAACAUUGGCCAUACAAGCCCUGAAUGCCUUUUACCAUCACAACUCAAUCUAAAUGAGCCUUCCCCACCCCCAUGUGGGAUGAACUGCGACCAGGAGAAGGAAAUCAUUGAGGUCAUCCUGCGCCAGAGCGUACAGGAAGAUGAGUAUGUUCAGAGGUGUAACUCUAAUUCUGCAGUGAAGGUCACCAGCCAAAGGCAGCCCUCCCCAGUGGAGCCGCGAGGACCCUUUUAUUUCUGCAGGUUGUUGCUUGAUGACCUGGGAAUGAAUUCCUGGGACAGAAGAAAGAAUUUUCAUUUGUUGAAGAAAAAUUCAAAAUUAUUGCGAGAGCUAAAGAAUCUGGACUCACGUCAGUGCCGUGAGACACACAAAAUAGCAGUGUUUUACAUUGCUGAAGGUCAAGAAGACAAGUGUUCCAUCUUAGCCAAUGAAAGAGGAAGCCAAGCAUAUGAAGACUUUGUUGCUGGUCUUGGAUGGGAGGUGGAUCUCUCAACCCACUGUGGGUUCAUGGGUGGUCUUCAGCGCAACGGCAGCACAGGACAGACAGCCCCUUACUAUGCUACCUCAACUGUGGAAGUCAUUUUCCACGUUUCCACUCGGAUGCCAUCAGAUUCAGAUGAUUCACUCACCAAAAAGCUCCGUCACCUGGGGAAUGACGAGGUUCACAUCGUCUGGUCUGAACACUCCAGAGACUACCGCAGGGGUAUUAUCCCAACAGCCUUUGGAGACGUUUCGAUCAUUAUUUACCCAAUGAAGAAUCAUAUGUUCUUUAUCACGAUAACAAAGAAACCUGAGGUUCCGUUCUUUGGACCUCUGUUCGAUGGAGCCAUCGUGAGUGGGAAGCUGCUGCCAAGCCUUAUCUGUGCCACGUGCAUCAAUGCCAGCAGAGCGGUGAAGUGCCUCAUCCCACUCUAUCAGAGCUUCUACGAAGAGCGAGCUCUGUAUCUGGAAGCAAUAAUUCAGAACCACCGGGAAGUCAUGACAUUUGAGGAUUUCGCAGCUCAAGUCUUCUCUCCCUCUCCCAGCUACUCUCUCUGUGGAACGGAUUAAAGCACAGAGCUGUCUCAUUAUACUUGAGCAAGGGGUCUUGACCUCCAGCCUGAGUGUGAACCCCAAGAUAAUCCUCCAUGUGGAAGACACAGGCAAGAGUCCCCUGCUUUACCCAGAACCCUCAGACCCAGGCUCCCGGAAACUGCCACUGUGCCAGCACGUGCAGCAAGCCUUCCCAUUGUCGGGCCGCCAAGGUCAGAAGUGAUGUAGUUUGUGUGAAACUUUCAAACAAGGCUGUGUCCUCUUGUCCUGGAAUCUCAUAAACCCUGGACUUCAGAAGAAGAAGAGAAGAAGUUGCCAUCAGUCAGGAACAAGCCUGCUGUCAUGUGGACAAUGGAUAGUCUGGAGCCUCUAGGCAGAACACAGUAGCAAAAGGCUCGGGGCCCACAGGGAAGGGGCAGAGGGCACUUGUCUGCGUUCCCGAGUUGUUUUCUUGUCAUGUAUAUACCCAAGCUUGGUUCCCAAAAGGGCUGGCAAAACAAUUGUAUAACUGUUGGAGGGGUUUCCUCCAUAAUGAUUUUGCUAAUCCUUGUGUCAGGGCUUACAGUAUAAUUCAAACUUUUCAUCAUCAAAAUUUCAUCAUCAUGGAAACUGGCUGUCCCCAGGGUCUUUUCCCAUAGGAAGUUUUCACCUCCGUCACUGAGCCUUUCUCCACCUGGUACCUGAGAUUCACUGACUUAGAUUUUCCUGGCAACAUAGUUCUGCCAGAUCUUGACAGUGAUGUUUCACACGGAGCGAUCAGAAGUGUCCGGAAAUAUAGGCCUGUCCACAUGAGAGCACUAAGCCGAUAUCUCAACCCUGCGCAGGCCAGCUCAGCCCAGCCUAGCUUAGUUCAGCUCAGCCCUGCCCAGCUCAGAUCAGCCCAGAUCAGCCAUACCUAGCCCAGCCCAGCCCUACUCAGCCCUGCUCAGCCCAGUCCAGCCUAGCUCAACCCUGCCCAGCUCAGCCCUACCCAACCCUGCUUAGUCCUAUCCAGCCCAGCCCUGCCCAGAUCAACCCUGCCCAGCCCUGCUCAGCCCUGCCCAACCCAGAUCAGCUCUGCUCAGCCCAGUUCAGCCAAGCCCAGUCCUGCUCAGCCCUGUUCAGUCCAGCUCAGCCCAGCACCACCUACAUCAACACACAAGAUUAGUGCCUGUUCCAGCUCCAGGGCUGACCAGCACCCACAUUGUGUCCAGUGCCGCCCAAAUCUCACUGGUAGUCUUCCUCCUACCUAUUGCUCAAAAACCAAGACAGGCCUUGGAAACAAUUCUUGUCACUUAAGUUUUAGGGUAACAGAUUCCAAGCAAUAGAAUAUAUAUAUAUAUAUAUACCUAUCUGACUCCAAGGAGAGUGUCUUGUGCCUGUUAGGGAUGGAAAAGAUGAAAGGAGUUAAAUGAAUCCCAGUAUCCCAUCCCUUGCUGGACGUCUUGGACCUUAGAAUCCAGCAAGAGUCAGUUGACAGGGAAAACUUCUGUCCCUCCUCCUCACCCUCUGCCCUGGCCCUAGCCCUAUCUCUGAGCUCCACUGUUGCUCCAUUUCCUGCUCUGCCUCAAAGCAAAACACAGAAAUUGCAACAGAGGUCAUCCCUUGCUGCAUGGGCCGGCUCCAUGAGGCCGUUUCCCAGUGCAUGUGUCUAGGGUGACCCCUUCCCUCCAACAGGAAGCAGUUAUAGACUGUAGCCUGCAGGAACUCAGGCAUGGGGAAGAAAGCCCUGAUGUGGCCACCUCUCUGCCUUCCUCUGCCCUCUAUUCGUGUACAUCUCUCCUAGCCUACUUGGUCGUUCCUCUGAGUCUGCAUGUCAUCAUUGUCUGUUCUUCCAGAGAAGCCAGCCUUUCCCAUCUACUGUAGAGUUGAUUUGGUAGAGAAAGGGGCAGAGCCAGAAAGCAGGCUUAGUCUUGCAGUGAGUGAGAAUUGUGAGAGCACCCUCCAUCUGCAGGGAGCAUCCAUCCAGGUGCUUUGAAGGGAAUUCUGCAGCCUUCCAUCACAGGCCAACAGACGGAAGCACCUGGAGAGCUGCCUAAAGAUCAUAAACACAACAGGACCUUGCAAAGCAGAAGGAAACCUCUAAUCCGUAUGUGCUGUUUCCUAAGAGCCCAGGAUGCUCACUUACUGGGAGCUUAAUGGUGACAGAAGGGUAAUGAGAUGCCGUGGCAUUUCCCAUUGUGUCAGUGAUAGCUUGAUUCUCAACCCACCCACCCACCAGUGUGUGUGUGUGUGUGUGUGUGUGUGUGUGUGUGUGUGUGGGGGAGAGAGAGAGAGAGAGAGAGAGAGAGAGAGAGAGAGAGAGAGAGAGAGAGAGAGAGAGAGAGAGAGAUUUGAGCUUUCUGGUCUGGUUGUCCAGUAUUGCUCAGACUUCUAUUAUUGAUCUGUUAUUUGGCUGUUUACAAAGUGCCCAGACCUGACUCCUGCAGCAAGCACAGCAGCCCCUGCAACUCUUCCAGCAAGUAGCUUCUGCAAGAACACUUAUCUUCAGGCUGCAUAGACAGACCCCUGUUGUGGAAUUCUUGUCAUUUUGGAAGUCCUCUAUUUUCCCCCCCCAGUGGCAACAGAACCCAGGGCCACAAUCCAGGCCCCAGAGGUCCUUUUUAACUCCCCCAGCGUUCUGUUUAUAAUUUUAUUUGCCUCCUCAAGCCAACACUCCCAGACUUCGAGUGAUAAAUUCAAUUGGAAUUGAAUUUGGAGGUACCAGAUAAUUUGACCUUGUUGUAACCUUAUGAUUUUUAGCAUCGCAUGUCCUGGGGAGGAACAGCAGUUUAUGUCUGUUUAUAUUUUACUUUUUUAGUUCAAGAUCCUUAGGUUGGUAAUAGCUCUGGUUAGAGACUUAGACUUGGGGAGUGUGGACUCUGGCAACCAUGUUUGGUUGGAUUUAGCAGUUCUUGUUGUUUGGGGUGGAAAACUGAAAUUAUCAAGUUUGCUGGGUUUUUUUUUUCAGUUGGAAAAGCAAAUAUUGUGUUUUCAUAAUAAAUGUGUUUUAGCAAAAUUGCUAAGGGUCACUCAUCCGGUAGCGACCCUCCAGAGAGCCACUCAUCACGUUAGUAUUAAUAGGUCAGCCAUCUGUAAUCAAAGUGGCCCUAAUUACCCCAAAAUGUUGUAAGACUCUCUGGGUUCCUGCAGGGUCUGGCCAGUGCCCUUACUUCUUGGCAUGCUGAUUGCCAGAUUUCCAUGAAGAGGGAAACUGAUGUUUAUAGUCUUGUUGAUUAGACCUUUAUGCUUUUAAAAAAUAGUGAUCCUACAAAAUUAUGACUUUUUAAAAGUAUCUAGACCUUCAGCAGACAGGAAAAAAUGGAAAUUUAGCCUGGUAAGUGACUUUUUACAGUGUCUUCAGCAGCCAAGUUUGCAGCUCUUGAGAACCCCGGGGAAUGACCCCUGACUUGGGGAUGUGGCUAGUUAGUCGGACCCUUAGCCUUAUAAAGGAGAUCACAAAGCUCCAGUGAGCCAUGCAAAUCCUGUCUUCCUGACUGUCCUCAGGUGUCACUUCCUUCUUGCCACUAACCUGUGGCAGAGGUUUGAAGGACCCUCUAAACCUUCCAGUGUGUCUUACCUGUAGCUUUGUUACUCCAUACCUACUGAAGGGGGGGUCACAUCUAAAGGAAACUCGUGCUUGUAUUUGCACGCAAUUUCUAUGUAUAUGGCAUACACAGUAAGCAAACAUGUUCUUAGUUCGGUCUACAAUGUGUAGUGUGUGUAAAUAGGGGGACAGUUGAUAGAGAGGAUAAAUUAAGUUAUAGCAUGUUGUUUGAUUGUUUUGAGGUCUCUUGUUAUUUAACUUCCCAGUGCUGCACAUUUAGGUUGUUCCGAGAUGGGGGAGACCUCCAGGUCCUCCCCACCUUGGUAGGAGUGUACAUGUGCACUAGGACACACUCCACGAAGGCAGCCAUGCUGGGAAAACACUUAGCUCCUUAGAUGGUGCCACUCAACUCCAGUCCGCUCCUUUUCUUUCUGAUUCCCUGGGACGAUUUGAUGAGCUAGAACUACAGCAUCUAGGUGCUGCAUGUUUCUGACAUUCUCAUGGUUUGUAGGAAAAUAAAAGCUUAUCCCAGCCUCUAUACAAAGUUGAUUUGCAUUUUUUA
Molecule: messenger RNA, 9838 nt
Organism: Alexandromys fortis (reed vole)
Lineage: Eukaryota; Metazoa; Chordata; Mammalia; Rodentia; Cricetidae
Gene: Ralgapa2
Product: Ral GTPase activating protein catalytic subunit alpha 2
Exons: 40
Coding region: 171-5789 (1872 amino acids)
Biological process (GO): regulation of small GTPase mediated signal transduction; positive regulation of GTPase activity
Cellular component (GO): nucleus; cytoplasm
Molecular function (GO): GTPase activator activity
Source: RefSeq, a predicted model, not a curated record